UUCAACUGAGUAGACAUAAACACAUAAUUAAAAUCUAAAGAUUUAGUUUUCUUUAACAGCAUAUGCGCCGUCAGGGCUGAGUUGGCAGUGUUUAUGAGACACGCGCACAUUGUGGCAAACGGAGAGAAUUGACCGCUCAUCUGGGAAGACGACGAAAGUAACUAAAGGCUCACUCAGCCACAGGUAGCUCUUUCAGCUCUGAAUAUCAAAGUACAGGUCAUGCGGGUGUCUCCGGACGGGGAGAGAACUGUGACCCUGUGCUGUUGCUGCUGCUAGUUUCGGCCCGUGGACUGAUCGCUUUUGCCGCGAGCUGAGCUGGAACGACGGAAUAAACAUGUCCCGAAGAAAACAGAGCAAACCCCGCCAGAUCAAGCGCUCUAUUGGGGAUCUUAAUGGGGGUGAAGAUCUAUCUGAUGAUGUCAGCAUGUCAGGAGAGGAGGGCGGAGCUUCGGACCAGGAUGACUCUGCCGAGUGUGACGGUUCAAGUCCACCUUCAUUCACACCACUUUUUAACGAAGAACCAAGAACGCACGAGUCCCUGGCAUGGCAGGACGAGGCUGAGGAAGAUGAGAAAGGACUGAAUCGAUGUUCUGAACAUGAGGAGAAGGAAAAUGGAGAACGGGAAGGGGAAUCCCAGUGGAACGGCCCAGAUAAUCUGAUGCUGAGCGGAGGUGUUGAUGACUUCAAGGUCCUGGCCCUCAGGGACCUGUCGGCUGACACUGUGUGGGGUCCGUUUUCUGGCAGCAUCCAAUUAGAGGAGUCCAACGAUAGACAUGCCAGUGAGAGCCCCCUAAUGUCUCUUGAAUGUGAAGAAGCAGACUGCUGGCUCACAAAGGUUCCUGUGACUUCUUGUGCCACAGACUCAAACUGCACCAUCUACAGUCAAGGAGCAGCGUUAUUCUGUAAGCUCAAACAGGAGUUGUCUGUUGGAGAUUCACUUCUGGCAACACUGUCCUCCUCCACCAUGGAUCAGUCGAUGGAGACUCAGAUCCCCAGUGUGCUUGUGAAGGAGGAGCCUGCAUACACCGCUGCUCUGCACUCCGAGAUCCAGCUCCUCCCACAACAGGCUGGCAUGGCUGCCAUCUUAGCAACUGCUGUCGUUAAUAAAGACAUUUUCCCAUGCAAAGACUGUGGGAUCUGGUACAGAAGUGAGCGAAAUCUCCAAGCCCAUCUUAUGUACUACUGUGCAAGCCGACAGAAGCAGCAGACCCCAGCCUCUCCUCCACAGGACAAGCCCAAAGACUUGUACCCAAACGAGAGGCUCUGUCCCUUCCCACAUUGCAGCAAAAGCUGCCCCAGUGCAAGCUCUCUGGAGAUCCACAUGAGAACACAUAGUGGAGAGCGUCCAUUUGUGUGUUUGAUUUGCCUGUCAGCUUUCACCACCAAGGCAAACUGUGAGCGACAUUUAAAAGUGCACACAGACUCACUCAAUGGUGUGUGUCAUGGCUGUGGAUUCAUCUCCACAACAAAAGACAUCCUGUACAGCCACCUGGUCACCAGCCACAUGGUUUGCCAACCUGGCUCUCGCAGUGAAGUGUACUCACCCAAACUUGCUCUGGCUACAGGCUUGAGUCCAGGAGACUCUGGCAUUGUUCUGAAAUGUCAGGUGUGUGGCUACUCUGCAGAUACAUCUGCCCUACUCCAGCAGCAUGUCCACACACACCUGCAAGUGAGGGUACCAGCAGAGAGGAGCCCUACACCUCGACAGAGCAGUCCUUCAUCCACAGAGCUCCCGGAAAUGGAAGACAGAGAGCCUGCUGCCUGUGUGCCCAGACCUGACUCUUCCAGUCCUGGUGCCAAUGGCAGCUCAGCCACCUCUCAUGGCUGCAGUCCCCCUACCCCACUAAACAUCAAAGAGGAGCCAUGCUCAGACUAUGAAAAUGACUCCAAGGAAGUUAAAAGUGUGUGUAGCCCUCAAGGAAAUGCAGUGGAGGCAAGCUCAUCACAGUCCACUUCACCUAAAAGCCCAUUGGCGGUGGCAGUUAAGGCAGAGCCGACCAGUCCCACCCCAGGUUCCAGCCCUGUACACCCAGGAACAGGGGGUUCGGUUCUUCCUGGAGGUGCUUUGUUCUUGCCGCAGUACAUGUUCAAUUCUGAGGCAGCCAUAAUGCCGCAAGCAUCUGAAAUCCUAGCUAAGAUGUCGGAGAUGGUUCACACUAGGCUUAAACAGGGACAGGGACCAGCAGCUGGACAGCAGGGCUUCUACCCGCCUGGUUCGCCUGCCAGUGUUCCCAAGGGAGCAUCUUGCUUAGAAUGUGACAUUACCUUCAAUAACAUCAACAACUUCUAUGUUCAUAAAAGGCUUUACUGCUCUAGCAGGCAUCAGCAAGGCGAGGCAGUAGGCCUGUUGAAGGAAGGGGCAACUGCUGCAGCUGCACCCCCCGUUGCCAAUGCUGCUUCGCCAAAAGUCAGGCCAGUAAGCCGUGCAGCCUCUGCCUCUCCUAACUAUUCCGAUCCCGCAACAGGAAGCACAGCCUUAGAGCCCAAGUUAGUGGAAGUAAAAAGUGAGGAUCCAGGGCUGAAGGAUACCACUUGCUCCUCUUCCUCAGAGGGCGAGGGGGCUGGGGGAGGACAAGCCAGUGAGGGUAGCCAGAGUCCUAGUGGUUCUGCUGAAGAAACAGAUGAUGAUCCCACUCGUACCUUCUGCCAGGCCUGCAACAUCCGCUUCAGCCGUCACGAUAACUACAUUGUGCACAAGCAGUUCUACUGUGCUUCGAGACAUGACCCCACAAACCAGCGCCCUCAUUCUGGCAAGGCCACCUUCUUGCCCCAACCUAUCCGCACUCGCAAGCGCAAGAAAAUGUAUGAGAUCCACAUGGCUCAAAGUGAGGCUCUUGCUAAUGCUACCGCUUUAACAUCAGCAACAAGUCAGGGUGUGAAGCAGGAGGGCACUGGUGGCCUUUCCGUUCCUUCGCUGUCCCAGGUGUCCACUCAAACACAUGGCACCAGUCCUGAAGGCGAUGGCCCCAUUGACUUAAGCAAAAAACCACGACUGAGAGAGAACCAGAGAGGAAGCAGCAUUGCCGCUCUGCCCCUCACCGACUACCACAAGUGCACUGCCUGCAGCAUUAGCUUCAACAGCAUUGAGAACUACUUGGCCCACAAGACAUACUACUGCCCUGCAACUACCCUGCAGCCCCAUACGCUGGAACAUCUGAACCGGCUGAAGAGACCUGCAUCCACUUCCCCCAAGAACCGAGCCACUGACCUGCACCCUGAUACAAAGGGGCUUCAGACUGGUAAAACUGCAGCAGUUGUACACUCUUCUGCCUUACCAGGCCCAGAGUCAAACCCUCCAAACUCUGCACUUGGAGCAAAGACCCCAAGCACCUCCCCAGUGGUGUGUCCCUACUGUCCUCCCAAUAGACUGCUUACUUGUGGUCUGAUGGAGCAUUUCAAAACAUUUCAUGGUCUCGUGCUCGCACUAAAGCAACAUCCUGAGACACAGUCAGCUGGAGUCAGUCCCAGUCCUAGCCUUAGCCCACGUGAUGGAGCCUCACUCACCCCUCCUAAACCGAGCCCCUAUCCACGUAGGGACACUGUCAAUGGCCAGAGUAUCAAGUUGGAAGCAACCUCUCCAUCCUCACCUGUGCUCAAUGGAAGCCCACUAGAACCCCAGUCUGUAGGGACUGGUUCUCCAAAAACUGCACCCCCUGCCAUCUCCCCCACAGGAGUCUCUCUAACUGUGUCACCUGUGCCUGAAGCAGUAAGAGAGGUGCGGCAGAUAGGCCACACCCCCAUGCCAUUACCCCUCCCUGAAAAAGUGGCCCUUGCUCUAAGCCAUGCCCACCCAGCUCCAGCCAUGCCCAAAACUCCCCUCGCCUCUCCUUUGCAGAAUGGGAACAUGCGCUAUUGCCGACUGUGCAACAUAAAAUUUAGCAGCCUCUCCACCUUCAUUGCACACAAAAAAUACUACUGUUCCUCCCACAGUGCUGAACAUGUCAAGUGAACCCUUUACCUAAUAAAUUCUGCCAUAUCUCUCAUGCAUAGAUGUGCUAACCACGGCACUGCCCGACCUGAUCUGGACAGAGUAUGUUAGCGGGACUGUUACUAGCCAGACACAGAGGGUCUCCAUGGCGACCCCAUUGUUUCUGGUGUUGUUACUAUGGUAACUUAUUACAUGUUAUGGGUCAAGUUUUUAUUACACUAAGAGAUGAGACUACCUGCACAUACAAUGUGCCCAACUGACCUAUUCCCAUAUCCCUGCAAAGUUGUCCUUUCACCACUGAGUUUUACAAUGCAUAUGAUGGAACCUAAUUAUUUAGCAUUUUUCCUUUAAUUAGCUUUAAAAAUGCUGUUUAAAUCACACCUAUGUGUUUGACGUUUAAUCAUCAAUGGGAUUGUAUAUUGGUAAAAGUUUGUUCACCUGAGAUAUUCUGUUUUAAAUCACUGAUUUGGGGUACAAACGCAGAGAUCGCUGUAAACCUGACCUGUGUAACCUGAAUUUUUGUUUUUUGUUUUUUGUUAAUACACUGACUAAAAAGGAAGCAAGAGUAAAAAGAAAAAAAACCAGUUGAAAAAUGGUAUCACCAGGUUACCAGUUCAAGAUAAAAGAUUUAAAAUGAUAAAUCUUUGAAGCUAUUUAUCAUUUGAGUCCUCAUGCCUUUCAUGUCUAAGAAAACUACCUAGUGUCUUUAUAAAGAAUACAUUUUAUUUAAGUUUUUCAUACUGUCAAAAAGAACCAUUUCAAACUUAGUGUGAUGUAUUUUCUUGGUUCUUGAAUAUGAAAAUGUGUCAUAUGUGACUUAUUGCAUUGAUGAUUUGGACAUAAAUCUAUAAGUAUAGUUCGGGUAAAAGAAGAGAGCAGGCACUGUCUUAUCAGAUGGCUCUUUUUAAAGGACUGUCAUAGGGCUUUAGGGCCUGGAAUGGAUUAUGAACAGUAAGAAGUUUGUUUCUUUGGUCAUCAGCUCACUCAGUCUCUGCUCCUAACACAAAACAUUCACUCACUACCACAAAUUCUUUGACCUGCUGAAAACGUGCCAUCUGUAAGAUACUCCACACAAACUUCACAGUCAUGGACAUGCGUAGGAAGGCAUGUUUGUUUGGCUCUUUUUAUUUCUCCUUCUUUAAACCUGGAAAUGAAGUAUAGCAUUGAAAUGAUGAUGUAUAGCACACUGUUGAGUGAUGUUGAAUGCCACUAAAGCAGAUAAUUUAAAACUGACUCAUUCAUUUGCACUGCUCCUCAAGGUUAUACUGGCAACCCAGUGGCCCUCUUGUCCUUCUCUUUCACUUGAUUUUUCACUCGCUUUCAAUAUUGCCUUCUCUGACUCAGUGAUGUUUUAUUUUCCUCCGUACGUGUUUGUGUUGAAAAGAACAGCGUCAUGCAAUCUGUCCUCCUUAGCAGGCUACCUUGGCAAAGCCUUAACAAAGACUUUCAGUAUAUCAAUAUGUCUGAAACAGCGGGUCACUUACUUCUACAGUACUCCUCACUCUCCCCUGCCUAGUGGACUUUGUACAUGUUACCAGUGGAAUUUCCUCAUUUCCUGUGUUACAAAAAGCCUCAGUCGUCUCUGUGAUAAGAACAGGAACACAAAAAACUGUGCAAAUGAGAACAGUUUAAAAUUCUCUCUGCUGUAUUGGGUUUAAAACGGAGCUGCACCCAUCGUAAAUUCUAACGUUUACAAUUGGUUUAUCAUUUUGCGACUGUCAAAAGUCCAAAAGAUCAGUGCUGAUACCCCUAUUUUGACCUUUCCAGAUCUCUUUUCUAUUGGUCUGUGUUGUACAAAAAAUUCUGAAUGUUUUAGAUUUAGGAGCUUUUUUGUAAUGUAUUUAUGUUUUUACAGCACUUUUCCUUGUCCAAACCUAUCUCCGAAGGACUUACUCAUGAACUUAAAGCAUUCUAACACAAGUGAAAGUUAAUUAAAAACUUUGUGAAUAAUUAAAAAUGUUGAUGGAAAAAUAAUGAAUGUCAAACUUUUUUAGUUUUUUUUUCCCCUUCAGCUACAAAACGUUCCACUACACACCUGUCCAAACUAUGCAUGGGAAAUAAAGAGUCCAGAAGGACAUUCAAAGUGCAAGAGAACUUGUCGUACUCUUCUAUCUCAUUGUUUUUAAACUUUAAU
This is a messenger RNA of Xyrauchen texanus (razorback sucker), 6062 nucleotides long. Its product is annotated as zinc finger protein ZFPM1-like. Gene Ontology annotation, molecular function: RNA polymerase II-specific DNA-binding transcription factor binding. NCBI's taxonomy places the organism in Eukaryota, Metazoa, Chordata, Actinopteri, Cypriniformes, Catostomidae. The record is from RefSeq and is a predicted model, not a curated record. The transcript has 9 exons. Gene Ontology annotation, biological process: positive regulation of transcription by RNA polymerase II; heart development; erythrocyte differentiation. Gene Ontology annotation, cellular component: nucleus. Bases 335 to 3949 code for a protein of 1204 amino acids.